This is a messenger RNA of Opisthorchis viverrini, 255 nucleotides long. RefSeq lists its product as hypothetical. The record is from RefSeq and is a predicted model, not a curated record. Lineage: Eukaryota; Metazoa; Platyhelminthes; Trematoda; Opisthorchiida; Opisthorchiidae. The coding region runs from base 1 to 255 and encodes 84 amino acids. The transcript is spliced from 2 exons.
AUGAAGAGAGGGAUGACAGUGUCCCCGUACAUUGAGCCGGGGGCCAAGUGGUUUGAGCGCAAAUUUGCUGAUCGGAAGGUCCGUGGUUCGAACCUGACCUCUGCCUCUCUACUUCCCUUAUCUAGGCUUGGGCGACCUGGCAGUAUCCCAGCUCUCGUGCCUCCUUCGUGUGGCACGGCAGCUAGGCACCGAAAGGGUACCACAGCUGAACGAUCUUUUUUUAUUUUUUUGUGGUGUAACCCGCAGAAUGUAUAA